AUGGCGACUGAUAUUACAAAAGUUCUUCAAGAUUUGGUAGAUCUAUUAGACCUGACAUUUGGAGCAAAUAAUAAAGAAAAAAUUACCUUGGUAGAUGAAGAAGAAACUACUAUGGAAUUUGAUA
Dentiscutata erythropus is the source of this 124-nucleotide messenger RNA. Lineage: Eukaryota; Fungi; Glomeromycota; Glomeromycetes; Diversisporales; Gigasporaceae. The record is from the annotation of a GenBank genome assembly.